GCAUUUCUCAGUUAUAACAUAUCUGGUCUCUAGAUUGGCAGCAGCUCACACACACAGAAUCUAACCAACUGCAACACCUGGUGAAGCGCAAUGAGUUCCGGGGAGCAAACAGACACCCCCUCUCCCUACGUCCUACCAGUUGCAAGCCAGGGGAGUGAUGUGAAGGUUUACCACCUCCACAGCCCAUUCGACCCUCAUGAUACCAGACCCACGGCCUCAAGCGCCGCGCCAGUGUACACCGGUGGAGGAGGUGGCACAGGCGGUCUCGAUUCUUCAGAGGGCAGAAGGACGUUUGUGAGCUAUGACACAGCGCUGGGGUCUGAACCCGGCAUGACGACCUGCACUUCCUGCCAGCAGCAGGUCAUGACCAACGUCACCUACAAAGCAGGGACGUACGCCUGGCUGAUGUGCUUACUCUUCAUCUGCUGUGGGCUAGUCCUGUGCUGCUGCCUGAUCCCUUUCUUCAUGAAAAACUUCAAGGAUGCAUACCACACGUGCCCCCGCUGUAACAGAGUCCUGCACGUCGAGAAGAAAAAAUGCUGUAAAUGACGAGCCUGAGGGCCAGAAGUGGACCCACAGAAAUAUGAAAUAACAUUCUGUCACUAUUGUCUGCGUUUUGGGAUGUAGCUUAUUUCUGUGGAUGAAACAUCUUAUUGUUUGCAAACAGACUGUGUUUUCAGUGCUUAAAUAUCAUGUGCUCGCUUUUUUAAAAAUCAAGCGCACCCCAUGCACUUUUUUGGAGGCCAUUUUAUUUUUGUCCCAUUCCAGCAGGAAAAAAAAAAUUAUCUUUCUCAGAAACUUCUGCAUAUGUCGCGUUGUUAAAAUGAAGGCUGUAAAUAACUGUAACCAAAUUAACUAGUUAGCAAAUUGUAAGAUUUAAACAGACCAAACGAGCAAAUACAAUGUUAAAAAAUUUAACCAGAACAUCAGGAACAACCUAGAGUAUUGUCUUACAUGCAGUUAUUGCACAAUAAACCUGUGUUGGCACUGUUUUGCCACACUCAGUAAUAAAAUUAGACCAAUGUGGCUUUUUUGUGUGUUAUAUCUAUAUGUCGUAAGCCAUUAACCUAGUCUUAUAUGUUUUAUAUGAAGGGAUGAAGGGAAAUCUGAGUGAGCCUGAGGUUCAAAGAAAAGCUUAUAUAUUAUAUAACAGCAGCCGGCUGUGGAUGUAAUGUUGAAUUUAUCUUAAAUCAUUUUACUUUCAAACAAAGACAUGUCACAGGAGUUCAUCAAAAUGCAAAGGACAAUGCAAAAAUCAGAGCAACACUUGACUAUGAUGUGACAUCAUCACCAGCUGGUGGUGCCACUGAUCGAGACAUAUCACCAGAGCAACUGCUAACUGCUGCUAAGUGUUAGCUUGUUAGCUCAGUUAGCCGCACAAGUAGCAGUCUGGACUCAGUUGAGUCAGGGUAUUUUCUCUCCAUGUUUGUAGCAGCAAAACCAGAUAUUUCUGACGACAUGCUGGGAUAUCUUCCAGCUGUACUCAGAAAACAAACAAACAAAAAAAAACACUAAAACUAAAAAAAAAA
Acanthopagrus latus (yellowfin seabream) is the source of this 1529-nucleotide messenger RNA. Its product is annotated as cell death-inducing p53-target protein 1-like. Bases 91 to 549 code for a protein of 152 amino acids. The transcript has 5 exons. NCBI's taxonomy places the organism in Eukaryota, Metazoa, Chordata, Actinopteri, Spariformes, Sparidae. The record is from RefSeq and is a predicted model, not a curated record. Gene Ontology annotation, molecular function: zinc ion binding.